Messenger RNA from Gossypium arboreum, 2142 nucleotides. RefSeq names its product putative disease resistance protein At3g14460. Bases 1 to 2142 code for a protein of 713 amino acids. The record is from RefSeq and is a predicted model, not a curated record. NCBI's taxonomy places the organism in Eukaryota, Viridiplantae, Streptophyta, Magnoliopsida, Malvales, Malvaceae. The transcript is spliced from 2 exons.
AUGCCCUCCGGAUUUGAUCAGCUCACCAAACUUCAAAUCUUGUCUAAUUUUGUUAUAGGGGAAGGAGAUGGACAUCUUAUUAGAGAAUUGAAAAAUUUGUCAAGCCUUAGAGGUAAUUUUUGUCUUUCCGGAUUGGAGAAUGUUAAUGGUCAAGAUGCCAGGGAAGCUAAGUUAAAUGAGAAGCUAGGGAUUGAUGGGUUAGUACUGCAAUGGGGUGCAGACUUGGCGAAUAGUACAAGGAAAAAAAGAGUUGAAGAGCGAGUGUUGGACUUUCUUCGUCCUCCGAAACAGAUUGAGCAACUCAUUAUAGAGAAUUACGGGGGUGUAAAAUUCUCGUCUUGGAUAGCAGAUUCUUCCUUCGAGAAUUUGUCGUCUUUGAAGCUUCGCAAUUGUAAAAACUGCAAAUCACUACCAUCAGUUGGAAGGUUGCCAUUGUUAAAAGAUCUUUCAAUUAUUGGUUUCGAUCAAGAGUGGGACGCUUGUGAAGGAAACGAGAAGGUUUUGAAACUCCCAAGUCUUCGUGAGCUUUCAAUCAAAACCUGUCCUCAAUUGUUGGGAAGGUUGCCUACCCAUCUUCCUUCCUUGCAAAAACUUGAAAUUCAUGGCUGUACGAGUUUGGUAGUUUCAAUAUCAAGUUUCCCGUCACUGUGUGAAUUAAGUACAGAAGGGUGUGCAGAACUGGUGGAUGAUUGCUCUUCUCCUGCAAAGGAGGUUUCCUCUUUGCAAACUUUAUCUCUUUCUAACAUUUCAAAGUUUAAUAUUCCAGCGGAUAGGACAAUGUUGAGGUUUGGAAACUCAGAACAUUUUGAAAUUCAUGGUUGGGAGGAGUUGGCAUCUCUGUCACAGCAUGGGUUGAGUUUAGUUGGACAUCGUUUCAUUUUCGUUUGGCGUUGUCCUCGACUGCAUUCUUUGGAAGCCGAUGAAGCCGAAUUGCAACCUAACAAGAUUUCACGUGUUGAAUCUCUGAACAUAGCUUCUUGUGAUAGGCUCAAUAGAUUGCCACAAGUCCUACAUGACCUCACAUUCCUUACAGUGAUGAAAAUUGGUAAUUGUCGAGGCUUGGUUUCUUUUGCAGAGAAUAACUUACCUCCUAAUUUAAAAAAGCUGAAGAUUGAAGACUGUGAGAAUUUAGAGUAUUUGGUUGAUGAAAAAGAAGAUAAUAAGAGUACGAGUAGUACCCUCUGUCUUCUUGAGGACUUGGAAAUAUUUGAUUGUCCAUCUCUAAUGUCUUUGUCAUCGAAGGGGCACAAAAAUAUUUGCAAUCAGCUUCAAUUUCUCCAAAUUACUGAAUGCUCAAAGCUGAGUUGCCUAUUUUCAAACACCAAGUUUCCCAUAACGCUUAAAUAUUUGAGAAUUUCGAGAUGUCCAAUGUUGGAAUACAUAGCCCAGGAGUUUGAGGAAACAACUUGUCUUGAAUCUAUUGAAAUUGCAUUUUCUGGAAUUAAAUCUCUACCACGAGGACUUGACAAGCUCAUCUAUCUCCAGAAGAUUUUGUUGUAUUCGUGUUCAAAUUUGGUUUCUUUUGAAGAAAGUGGGUUGCUCACCACCAGCUUCAGAGCUUUCGAAGUUGGUUACUGUGGAAAUUUUGGAGCCCUUCCUAAGAGCAUGGCCCGCAUCACCUCCCUUGGACGAUCAAGAGUGCACAACUGUUCGGCUAACAUAUCAUUUCCAUCGGAGGGAUUCCCUGCCAAUCUCACAUCACUUAAAAUCUCAAACGCACCCAAAACUUAUAGGUCACUUGUGGAAUGGGGAUUAAAUAGACUCACCUCUCUUCAAGCAUUGACCAUCGGAGGUGGAGGAUGCUCAAACGUUGUGUCGUUCCCAGAAGAAGGGAUUGGAAUGAUGUUGCCUCCUUCUCUCACCCGUAUCAAGCUUUUCAAAUUUGAGAACCUGGAAUUCAUGUUAUCCGAGGGCUUUCAAGACCUCGCCUCUCUUAAAGAAUUGGUGAUCGAUAAUUGUCCCAAGCUCACAUCUCUUCCGGAAAAAGACAUGCUUCUCUCGCUUGGAAGUUUAUGUUUUUACAGGUGUCCGUUGCUGAAAGAAGAGUGCUCAAGCGAUAAAGGACGAGAGUGGUCUAAGAUUUCCCACAUACCCCUUGUUCAAAUUGAUUUUAUAAGUGUCAUCCCAGGGGAAUCAAAUUGA